AUGCGAUCUUCAGCGUACGGCGCCUCAAUUCGGCGGACGAAAACCCGGGAAAAUCGAACCGAGGAAAAGCAACAAGAACAGAAAGACCAUCGAAAAUUUGUGAUCCACGAGGAGGAACGGGGCGGAGAAGGGUUUUAUAGGUUUUACCAGGUGGAUGGUGAGCUUCAAAAGAGAUCACCAGAACGUGAGCACACUGUCGUAUUGAGGGGUGACUCGGAAUUGACGUUCACCAACGAG
Molecule: messenger RNA, 237 nt
Organism: Mesorhabditis spiculigera
Lineage: Eukaryota; Metazoa; Nematoda; Chromadorea; Rhabditida; Rhabditidae
Source: the annotation of a GenBank genome assembly